Molecule: messenger RNA, 377 nt
Organism: Staurois parvus
Lineage: Eukaryota; Metazoa; Chordata; Amphibia; Anura; Ranidae
Source: the annotation of a GenBank genome assembly
AUCAUUGGUGCUGUGGGAGGACUAGUGCCCCAUUGUUGGUGUCAAUGGAAGGAAUUCUGCCCUAUCGCUUGUGUCAGUGGGAGGAAUAUUGCCCCAUCAUUGGUGUCAAUGGAAGGAAUUCUGCCCCAUCGUUUGUGUCAGUGGGAGGAAUAUUGCCCCAUCGUUGGUGUUAAUGGAAGGAAUUCAGCCCCAUCGUUUGUGUCAGUGGGAGGAAUAGUGCCCCAUCAUUGGUGUCAAUGGAAGAAAUUCUGCCCCAUCCUUGGUGUCAAUGGGAGCAAUUGUGCCCUUUCUUUGGUGUCAGUGUGAGGAAUAGUGCCCCAUCGUUGGUGUUAGUGGGAGGAAUUGUUCUCUUUCUUUGGUGUCAGUGGGAGGAAUAG